This is a messenger RNA of Medicago truncatula (barrel medic), 2282 nucleotides long. Its product is annotated as rop guanine nucleotide exchange factor 12. The coding region runs from base 338 to 1960 and encodes 540 amino acids. Lineage: Eukaryota; Viridiplantae; Streptophyta; Magnoliopsida; Fabales; Fabaceae. The record is from RefSeq and is a predicted model, not a curated record. Gene Ontology annotation, molecular function: guanyl-nucleotide exchange factor activity. The transcript has 7 exons.
CUCAAAAAAGAAAGGAAAAGAAACCAACACACAAACCCUUCCAUCAAAUAAUCACAUCCAACCUUUUUCUCAAAUUCUCUUUCUCCUAAAAAAAACCAAAAAAUAAAAAAAAAAAAUUAAGAAAAACAAACUCCUUUUGGUUUCAUUUGGCUUAAUCAAAUCUCCUCUUGGUGUUUUCCUUCUCUCCCUUGCAAUGCAAGAAACAUAAUUACCCUAUAGGGAGUUGGAAAUGGAAACCCCAUAAUUUGUUCUUGCUUGUUCACCAUCCCUUUAGAAUUUUCCAUAGAAAAUUUAUAAUAAAAAAGGGAGGAAAUUUUUUUGAAAAAAUAAAAAGGAAAUGGUUAGAGCUAUAGAACAAGAACAGGAAAAUAACAAAUCCAAACUAUUCAAUUCCAGAGGAAUGUUUGAGAAUUCAGGAAGACAUACAAAAAGUUUAAGCAUUGAAAGUGCUAGCACAUUAGAUCCUACUUCUGAAGAUGAUCCUGCUUCAUCAAGAAGUCAAGGAUCAAAACCUUUAAAUGAUUCUGAAAGGGUUCUUGCUGAGAAAUCAAGAACAAUCAAAGAGGAAAUUUUAGCCAAAGAAGCCAAAGAGAAGAUAUCUCAAGAAAUGGAACAGAUGAAGGAGAGAUUUGCUAAACUACUAUUGGGGGAAGAUAUGUCUGGUGGAGGAAAAGGUGUUUCUUCAGCUUUGGCAUUGUCAAAUGCAUUAACAAAUCUUGCUGCUGCUGUUUUCGGUGAACAAAAGCGCCUAGAGCCAAUGCCACCGGAAAGGAAAGCAAGAUGGAGAAAAGAAAUUGAUUGGCUUCUUUCGGUCACCGAUUACGUUGUUGAAAUGGUUCCAACACAGCAGAAAUCCAAGGAUGGUUCAAUCAUGGAGAUUAUGACAACGCGACAACGGACUGAUCUCCACAUGAACAUCCCUGCCUUGAGAAAGCUUGAUGCAAUGCUUAUUGAUUGUCUAGAUAACUUCAAAGACCAAAGUGAAUUCUACUAUGUAUCAAAAGAUGCUGAUGAUCCAGAUAGGUCAAAUGGGAAAAAUGAUGACAAGUGGUGGUUACCUACACCUAAAGUACCUGCAGAAGGUUUAUCUGAAGCAGCAAGAAGAUUUUUGCAGUAUCAGAAAGAUUGUGUGAAUCAAGUACUUAAAGCAGCAAUGGCUAUAAAUGCUCAAACUCUAUCAGAAAUGGAGAUUCCUGAAAGCUAUAUUGAAUCCCUACCUAAGAAUGGAAGAGCAAGUCUAGGAGACAUAAUCUACAGGAAUAUUACCGAUGAAUUUUUCGAUCCCGAUCAGUUCCUAGGGACAAUAGACAUGUCAUCAGAACAUAAAAUUCUUGAUCUCAAGAAUAGAAUUGAGGCAUCAAUAGUGAUUUGGAGGAGGAAGAUGAACCAAAAAGAUUCCAAAUCAGCAUGGGGUUCUGCUGUGAGUUUGGAGAAAAGAGAGCUCUUUGAAGAGAGAGCAGAAACCAUCUUACUUCUCUUGAAACAUCGGUUUCCUGGACUUCCACAAUCUUCAUUGGAUAUAAGCAAAAUCCAAUUCAACGGGGAUGUAGGGCAAGCUGUUCUUGAAAGCUAUUCAAGAAUAUUGGAAAGUUUAGCCUUUACAGUUCUAUCAAGAGUAGAAGAUGUACUCCAUGCAGAUAACCAAACACAAAAUCCAACUCAAGGAAGAAGAAGCAGUGUUAGAAAUCCAGUUCCAAAGCCAGACAAGUGUCCAACUCCAAGAGAUGUAGACAGAAGUGACGCGGAAACACCUUGUUCGAUGACACUAUCGGAUUUCAUGGGUUGGAGCAAUGAUCAGGCUGAAUCGUUCAUUAGAAGGGAUCCUUUCGCUGUUUCAGAUGAUUUGGACAAAGAUAUUGAUACUGAAAAGCUUCCAAAACUUCAACCCAUAGUGACUGAUAAGAAAGCGUCCUACCUUGAAAAUAUAGGAGGUUUGAGAAGUCCAACAUCACGCCAUUGAUUAUUAAGAUAAAAAAACAAAGAAAUUCUAUAUAGCUUCAAAAGAGGGAGAGAAGAGAAAGAAGAAUUAUUCAUUUAUUCUUCAUCAUCUAUUCUUUCUUUUUUUGUACAUAAAAAGAUGAAUACACAAAAUCCAAAAGGUUUGAAGCAUUUUGUCAUCUAUGGUGUCCUCCUUGUAAGAGGGGUUUGUUGUAGUCUGGAAGCUACAAAAUGUGAUUCAUUUUACGAAUUCAUGUUAUUUCAUUGUAACUUAUGAAAACCAGAUACAAUAUUCAGCCUAUGAUGGAAGGAGGAUUAAUCCUUUAUGCAUACAUGUAAUCAAA